GCGGGAGUACAAGUUUUCGGCAAUUCAACGUGGGUGUUUACAUGGCAGGUUUCCCGAGUGAUGAGCGAAGGAAGAUGGUUGAUGGCGGGACCCUGGGAGUUGUCGACAAUUCCUCUAGUCUUUCGCGCUCAAUUCUUGUGGAUGAGAGACGGUACAUACCCACUGCUAGUUUCUGUCUCUCAACCCCCUUUCUCUCCCCCUCUCUCCCCUUCUCUCCCAUUUUUCGCCUCCCACUUCUGAAGCGCUCGACGUCAUUGCCCAUUGCCGCUGUUCUUCGUUGAGGCGUUUUGCAAACGGACAUGAAUUCGGGCGGCAAUUCCAAGCCUUCUUUUUCUGUUCAAACGGACAAGAAUACCGAUCAUUUGCCAAAGAAGAAUCCGCAGCGAGGUCUGACUCGUCGCAGUCCUCUGGCGCAGCUGUCGCCAGCAGCGAAGACGAUCGAGAAGAAUCCUGCCAUUUCGAAGCAUAUGUCGGAGGGGAAGGGUAGGUCGGUAGAGCAACCAUGCGCCCGCGCUGGACAGAAGCAGCCGCCAACGAGAACUGCCGGGACGCAACACAGUCGAAGAUCAAUGGGUCCCUCGCCGUCGUUCGAUCUUUUUCGGGAUUCCGACAUCUACGACAGCGAUGGUGAAGAUACCGAGACGAAAGAAGAGAUGGCGGCGGGCAAAGAUGGAGCCAGAGAGCGUCCACGCCAUGGACGCGCGCUAGAGGGCUGCGUCGAGGGAGAUCAAGGUCAAGCAGGGCGGCAUUCAAAUGGCAGCUAUGGAAGCGAAGGUGAAAGCGAUGGCGAUUACGACGACGAUGACACGGUGGAAGGCGAGGAGGAGGAGGAAGACGAGGAAAAUGCGGUGGAUUCCGACGGCGACGAGUACGAGGAGAGUGGCGAUGAAGACGAAGAGUAUGGAGAGGAGGAGAAUGCUGAGAAAAAGGCAGUAGAAGUUGACAACGAAGAGGAGGCGGCGGAGGAAGAGGAGGAAGAGGAGGAAGAGGAAGAGAGCGAGGAGGUUGGAGAGGAAGAGUUUGAGGAGGACGAAGAAGAGGAGGAAGAAUCCCCACGUGUGAAAGGAAUUAGUCGUAGUAGUGGGGUACGAGAACCUAGUUCCAAGAAGCAAGAGCGUUCGGAGACUGCUGAGGGAAAAGGCGUGGAGAAUGCCGAAGAAGGGAGAGAGGAGCAAUCGGGUCAGCACGUCGAGAACGGUGAUGGCCUUCACGAGAAGCAGCAGCGCCUAAAGUCGGCCGAGAAAACGAAACAAGAGAGUACGAACGGCGAGAGCAACGACAGCGACCCUGUCCGACGGUUAUCCUUUGCCUCUGUACCACCGCAGAACGGUAGAAAGACGCCCCCGGCAACGUCAAAACCUAUAUGUGCUGAGCCGGCUAGGAGGAAAUCUGCGUCUCCAACGACCUCGGCAAAAGGGAGCGAUAACAAUAAUGAAUUUCGUCAACAAUUUGCUUCGCGGAGGAGCGAGAAGGGGGGCACAUCAGAUGAUGGAAAGACGGGUAAGGGAGAGACAGAAGCCUCGGAGAAGAAGGAUGGUGAAAGCCGAUCAUCGCCGCCUAGUGACGUCACGCCGGCGAUUACAAAAUCCCGGCAAACGCCAGGAGAAGAGAUUGAUGGCGACGAUGAAUCUCUGGUUUUUAGACGACACAGAAAGAAGGGGGAGAUGCCCGUGAAGAAGGGAACAUCGGCUUCUCCUUCUCCUUCUCUUUCUAGUACCGCUGGGAGAGAACGGCGUCGCGAUUCCUCCUCCUCCUCGGCUGCACGACGACGCGCGUCCACGUCAUCGUCAUCGUCCUUACACGCUGUGGGAGGUGGAAACGCGUCAGCGGAACGAUGGGAUGCCGAUGCCUCAGAUCUGGCUCAUCAAUUGGAUGGGCUAGAUCUAAAGCGGGGUGAGAAAUCCUCCAGGAGGAAGGAGGUGGUGGAGCCGGAAGAGAGGGAGAAAGGAGGGAGAGAGGCGUCGACGACGACGAUUCCUAGGCGGAGAAAGCUCUGCGCCGUCAAGCCACAGUGGACUCCUCAAAGUGAGGAGAAAUGGAGGCAGGACGCUUAUAAGGCAGUGUGUGGGGAAAGUGGUGAAAGUGACGAAUGGGAAGAGGAGGGAGACAUACCACAGGUAGUGGAGAUUGAUGACAGCCCCAUCGUGAGGCAAGAGGGGGGGAAAGCACCCCAGCAGUCGACGCGUCGCCCAGACAUUGGCAAAGGGGGGAAUGACGUGGAACUUCUAGGGGACAGUUUGAGAUCGCUUGACGUGUCUUCUUCUCGGCCAACCCGGGAGAAAUCAAUCAAGGAUGGGAAGGCGGCAGAGCAGCAGCAGCAGCAGGAGGAGGAGGUAUCAACGAGCGGAACGCGGCUGAAGAAGGCAAUGGAUGGAGAGGGAGAGAAGACAUCGUCCCCGUCGAGAGUGUCAGCGACGGCUGAGUCUAAUGGGGAGCGCUCUGCCGCAGCGGCGGCCGUCGACGAAGAUUUAAUCCUUGGGGGAGGCAAGUAUAUUUUGAGAGCGAAGGUGGCGAAAAUGCUAUAUGCUCAUCAGAUCGGCGGAGUGAAAUGGUUAUGGACGUUGCACGAGAAGAAAAUGGGCGGCAUCCUUGGAGACGACAUGGGAUUGGGGAAAACGAUGCAGGUGGCAGCAUUUCUGGACGGGCUUUUUCGGUCGAAGUUGGUAAGAAAGGCACUCAUUGUUGCGCCGGGGACUCUGCUUCCACAUUGGGAGAAGGAGCUUGGGGUUGUUGGUCUCGCAAAGGUCACGGACAAAUAUCAUGGUGGAACGCCUUUGCAACGGGAGAGGGUUCUGAUGAAGGUUUUGCAGAGAGGAGGAGUGCUUCUGACCACGUAUGAGAUGGUCAACUACAAUGUCAAAGCACUUAGAGGGGAUAUCCAUGGGCGAGAUGGAUUUGGCGAUACGGGUGACGAUCUGGAUACUUGGGAUUAUGUCAUACUUGAUGAGGGUCACACGAUCAAAAACCACACAACAAAGAAGGCGCAGAACUUGAGACUGAUACCGAGUGGGAUUAGGGUGAUUAUCAGCGGUACACCAAUACAGAACAAUCUCAGGGAAAUGUGGGCGUUGUACGAUUACUGCUGCGAAGGUCUUCUCGGAGAUCUACAAUACUUCAGAGAAGAAUAUGAGAAGAAAAUCACUAAUGGUAGCCAUAAAGAGGCAUCGCAGAGGGAGAAGGUUAUUGGGAAUGCUGCUGCCAAGGCUCUACGUAAUCGUAUUGCCCCGUUCUUCUUGCGUCGGGAGAAAAAAGAUGUAUUUCCGUCAAGGGCAAAAAGUGAUGAUGAUACAGGGGCCACUGAAGCAAGUCAGUCGUCAGAGACGGCAUCAACAGCCGGGAAGGAAAGCACCCUCGGGAGAAAGAAUGACCUCAUUGUGUGGCUUCCGCCGACAAGGACACAGGAGCGCCUUUACGUGACGUUUACCCAGAGUGACUAUGUCAAGUCCAUUCUGAAUGAGAGCCGAUCGGCUCUCGCAGCUCUUGGGGUCUUGAAGAAGAUAUGCGUCCAUCCUGAGCUUCUGACGAAAAAUGCCAGCGACAUCAUUGAAGAAGGUGCCGAGGAGCUGCUGAAUCCAACUUUAAGAACUGCACGGAAAGGGAAAGGAAUUGAUGACGACUUUGUCGAAGCGGUGGCGAUGGCCAAAGAGCUUGUGGAGACUCGGGAUUCUGGUAUCAGAGAAGAAGACGAAGAACAGUCAUGCAAGAUAAAGUUCCUGUUUUCACUCAUGAAAAAUCUGAUUGCUGACGGACACAGGACCCUCAUUUUCAGCCAGUCCAAGAAAAUGCUGGACAUAAUCCAGGAAAAAGUGAAGGCCAACAGAGUGAGGCAUUGCAGAAUUGAUGGGGAUGUGAGCAAACCGGCAGACCGUCAGAGGCUUGUAGAUAAAUUUCAAAGCGAUGAAUCAAUCUCGUUGUGCCUGCUAACAACUCAGGUCGGUGGACUUGGGUUGACUCUAACUGGAGCUGAUCGUGUGAUCAUUGUCGAUCCUGCAUGGAACCCAAGCGUUGACAAUCAGGCGGUUGAUCGUGCGUAUCGUAUAGGGCAGGAAAGAGAUGUCAUCGUCUACAGGCUGAUCACCUGUGGAACAAUUGAAGAAGUCAUUUAUCGACGUCAGGUCUUCAAAGCAGGGCUAAUGAAGACGGCAGUUGAGAAAAAGCGGCAGACGUCAUAUUUCAGCCGGCAGGAGCUGGAAGAAGUGUUCCGUGUCAAAAUAGGACGUUUCAAGAAGUCAGAGACUCAGGAACAACUGGAGAUGUUACACGGAGAUGAGCAGGCCCAUUUGCCGGAUAACAUCAAGAAGCACAUCGGUUUCCUGAAGCAGAGCGGUGCUGCAGGAGUGUCUCAGCAUGAUCUGUUAUACAAGGAUGAAAACAAGGAGAAGCUGCCGGACUAUGUAUCGCCUGAGAAAUUCCCGACAAGUGCGAGGCGGAGAAGCAUGGCUGGAUUCCCGGGCAGACCUCAGACAGUACAGAAGACCUCGCAAAAGCCUCAGAUGAGGCCAGGAAUGUCUGCUGUACCAGACAAAAGGGCGCAGGCGAUUGCAGCAAAAAGAGAUCAGGUGGGGAUGAUAGGAACAAAGUUGGGUAUGCUGGAGACUCAACUUGAGGCCCAGAUGAAGCAUGCGACAAAUGAGAGUUUCCUUGGGAAAUUACCUGAUGGAGGGCAGCGAAUAAAGCAGAAAGUUGUGGAGAUUUCGAAUGAGAUCGAGCGUCUCCGAUGCGAAAAAUCCAAACUGAACGAUGAACUGCGGAGCCUGGACUCAGAUUCAUCCAGUGAUAAUACGCACUGGCGCUCUGCGACUUCCGUCUUUCCCAAGAUCCCCAUCAUUGACGUUGACAAGCGACCUUCAUCAUCUGCCGCAGAUGAACUGGUUUCUCGAAUCGGCAAUCUAAGCGUUCGUCGGUAGUGAGGGCUGCGAUUUAUCCAGUUGUGAGGGUGGGGACUCGGUGGAGCUUCGGAGUGCGCUCCUUCUGCGGUUACAGAAGACUUCGUUGGUGACGUUCCGGUGCAUGGCGGUAGGGCUACCGUGCAGAGGCUUUGUUGUACAGGAACUCCGUUUGGUGAUUGAACGGUAGCCUUGUCCAUGAUAUGUUUUAAGGAUUGGCAUGUAUAUUCUUGCAAAUGCGAAUUGUUGAGAUGAAGUACACCUGUUGUGCUCCGUUGCUGGUGACCCGCAAGACAUUGGCAAUUGUUAUUAUGUGAUUCGAUUCAUUCACCACCACUACUGUAUUCUCUCCGCUUGUAUUGUGCACGAGGCG
Messenger RNA from Chara braunii, 5259 nucleotides. NCBI's taxonomy places the organism in Eukaryota, Viridiplantae, Streptophyta, Charophyceae, Charales, Characeae. The record is from the annotation of a GenBank genome assembly.